UUUGUCUUUAUGACGUUACCUUCACUGGAUUAUUAACCUAAAAAAUGCGUAACCCGCCGUCUCUUUCCUCUCCACGUCGCCGGCGGUGUUUUCUCAGUUCCUGAGCAACGCCAUGAGCAAGCAUAGACUUGGACUACACCAUUGGCUGUGCUUCUCCUAUCUGUCUAGAACAACAAAGAGACCUUUUACUGCUUGCCAUUUACCUGCUGAAGCAAUAUCAUCUACUGUUCCCACAUCCUCCCCAAUUAAUAAUCACAAGACCUUGUGUUUUUCACUUGCAGAGCAGUUAAUACUUCGCGGGUUAUUCGGUUCAGCUCAGAAAGUGAUUCAGAGAAUCAUCAAGCAAUCCUCAUCAGUCUCUGAAGCUAUCUCAGCCGUUGAAUUCUCCAUUUCUCGCGGUGUCGAGCCUGAUGUAACUAGCUACAGUUUUCUCAUUCGACAACUCGUGGCAUCUGGUGAAACCCAAAUGGCUGAGGAUAUUUAUGUAUAUUGCAUUUUGAAGAGAGGUAUUGAACCGAAAGACCAGUCUUUAUUGAAUUCCAUGGCCAUUUGUUAUUGUAAUUUGGGUAAAUUAGAUGAAGCAAAAUUGCUUUUUGAUAAACUAUUGGAUAUGAAAUUGAGGCCUUGUAGUAGCACGUGUAAUGCACUUAUUAAGGGAUUUUGUGGCCAACAUAGCAUCUUGGAUGGGUUUGAUGUUUUUGUAGUGGCUAUUGAUGCUGGAGUAUCACUAAGUUUCAGUUGUUACAAUAGGUUAGUGGAUGGCUUGAGCCGUCGGGGGUUCUUAGAUGAGGCACUCUAUGUGUUUGAUGUAAUGUGUGAGAGAGGGGUGUCACCCAAUGUUCAUUUGUUUAAGACAUUGGUUCUUUCGUUGUGUAAGAGGGGUCGAGUCGAGGAAGCUGAGUUGUUGAGCAUGGAUAUGGAGUCUUAUGGUUUUGUUCUAGAUAAAGUCAUGUACACAACUCUCAUUAACGGGUAUUCGAAGAACAAGAAAAUGAAAAUGGCUAUGAGGGUGUUUCUUAGAAUGCUUAAGUUGGGAUGUGAACCGGAUAAGUAUACUUACAACACGCUGAUGCACGGGUUUUUUAGCUUGGGCAUGUUAGACAAAGGUUGGGUGCUACAUCAGCAGAUGGCUGAAUUUGGAUUAGAACCUGAUGCAGUAAGUUACCAAAUCAUGAUUGGCAAGUAUUGCAAGGAUCAUAAAGUUGACUGUGCGUUGAUGCUGUUAAAUAACAUGAUUCAGUGCAACGUUGCUCCCAGUGUGCACUCUUAUACUGCUUUAAUUGCUGCACUUUAUAAAGAGAAUCGGUUAGCAGAAGUAGAUGUCUUGUACAAUAAGAUGUUGGAUAAUGGAUUGGUUCCUGACCAUGUUUUGUUUUUUACCUUGGUCAACAAUUAUCCAAGAGGGUCAGAGAUUACUCUAGCAUGCACCUUUUUGCGGGCAAUUGCGAAGAAUGGUUGUGGUAUUGACCUUUCUGACAUCCCUAGCCCUACCAGUCGAACAGUUACUACAGAUAUCGUGUCUGAUAUUGAUCAUCUCUUGGGAGAAAUUGUGGCAAGAAACUUACCUCUGGCCAAUGUUGCUUUCAAUAUAUACAUGAUUGCUUUGUGUUUAGGAGGAAAACUUGAUUCUGCUCUUCUUUGCAUGGACAAGAUGGCAAGCCUUUCUCUUCAGCCUUCAUUGUCAGCUUAUAACUCUAUGAUCAAGUGCCUUUACCAAAACGGACUACUUGAGGAUGCCAAAUCCUUUGUUGAAGUUAUGCAAGAUCAAGGUCAAGUUCCAAAUCAAGCAACAUUCUUGAUUAUGGUGAAUGUAUACUGCAAACAGGGUGACACACAAUUAGCAUUUGAAGUUCUGGACCAAAUGGAAGAGAGUGGAUUGAAGCCUAGUGUUGCGAUAUAUGACUCCAUCAUUGGGUGUUUGGGAAGACAAAAGAGAAUAGAUGAGGCCCUUGAAGUUUUCCGGAGAAUGCUCGAGGAUAGAAUUUAUCCUGAUGAAACUAUGUUUGUGACAAUGAUUAAUGCUCUAUCAAUAAAUGGACGAGCUAUUCAAGCCCAUGAGCUCUUCGACAAAAUGUUGGAAGAUGGAGUUCAACCAAGCCACUAUGCUUAUACUGCUCUUAUACAUGGGUUAGUUAAGAAGAACAUGAUUGAAAAGGGCUGUGUAUACCUUGAUCGAAUGAUAGAAAAUGGUUUCAUGCCAAAUACUGUUCUUUAUACUUCUCUAAUAAAACAAUUUUUAAGGAAAAGAGAGUUUGAAUUUGCAUUUAAGUUGGUUGAUUUGAUGGAAAGAAGUGAGAUUGAGCGAGACCUGGUAACCUAUAUUACUUUGGUCAGUGGCGUCUCUAGAAAUAUUAGGUCACUUCAUGGGAAGUGGCUUGUUCCGCAGAAGCAGUAUGAAAAAUCCAAGGAAAUGUUGUUUCGUCUACUUCAUCAGAGUGCUAUGUUUUCUAGGGAAAAAUGUUUGAAAAUCUCAAUUAGCUCUCAGGAACAAAUUAAAUUUCUUGCACUUAGGCUGAUAAACAAAGUGAAGAACACCCCCCUAAUGCCAAAUUUGUACUUGUAUAAUGGCAUAAUUUCAGGGUUUUGCUGGGCAGAGAAGAUGCAGGAUGCAUAUAAGCACCUGGAUAUGAUGCAAAGUGAGGGCAUCCAACCGAAUCAAGUUACUUUUACUAUUCUAAUUGAUGGGCAUUUCCGAAGUGGCGAAAUUGAUCUUGCUGUUAGUCUCUUCAACAGAAUGAAUGCACAGGGUUGUUCUCCUGAUAAAAUUGUGUAUAACACUUUAAUAAGAGGUCUAUGCAAGCAUGGAAGGCUUAUUGAUGCUCUUUCGAUCUCAUACACAAUGCUCAAAAAAGGGUUUGCCCCUUCUAAGGCAUCAUAUGAGAAUCUUCUCACUUCUCUUUGUGCUAAUAAUUGGAGUGUUCACGCACUGAAGAUAUGUGAAGAUAUGCUGGCCCAUAAAUAUGUCCCUUGUGGUCAUAAUCUUAAAUUGUUAAUUUGUAUGCUAGAUGAAGAAAAUAAGUCGCAUGAAGCUCGUCUUAUGAUUGAUUUGCUCCUUAACAAAAGAAGAUUUAUGAUGUACACAAGCUAGAGGUUGGUUAUGCAAUCUCUCUGAUAUUGCUGGGCUUCAUCCCCUUACUGCUCCAUGUGCAUGAGCAGGAUAUGGACUUCUGUGUGGAGCUAUACCUUGUAGCUUGAGUACCCUCAGAACUCCCUUUGUAAACUGUUUUAAGCCACUGGCUACGUGUGUGCAUAAUCCUAUUUGAAAUACAUUGGUAGCAGAACUCGAGAGCUCAAAAGGAACUGUGCGGUUGUUCUUGACAUGGCCCAUUUCAUUCCCAGCUGAUUAAAAAUAAUUUGGCGGACUUGUAAGAUUAUCUUGAGUCAGACAAGCUUCUUAGAUACCAGCCCCACAAAACACAAACUUUGACUGGUGCAUUAGCUUACCAUAUCUGCUUCCGGUCCAAAGUAGUCUGAUUGGUACCUUUGAGAGGUAUUCUAUAUCAAGAUUUGACAGUGAAGGAGCCAUUUCCUUGACCUUACCAGAUGAGCUUAUCAUCACUGCUGUUGGAACCUUGGAAUGAGGAAAGCUGAAAAAAUCAGAGAUACUUCCCAUAUCUCCCAAUUAGUGAAGGUCCUCCUGAAGUUGAUGUUGCAAUUGUUGUUUUCUCUGCUUUGUGCCAAGGUAUGAGCGCAAGUCAGUUGUCCGAUUCUUGGUGACUUUCGAAAACUAUAGGGUGGAAUGCUGCUUGCUUUAUGCCGGGAGUAUGGAAUUGUAGAUACAGCUGCUUUCUUGUUAGAAAAGGUUGGUGACAUUGGAAGUGCCCUUUUGCUUGUUGUAUCUUCGCUUGAUGAAAACUUCAUCCUGCUCGAUACUGCUAUUGAAAGUGAACACUGUGAUGCGGCUCCCGAGCAUUUCAAAGCUAUUUCUUAAGCAAGAGAUAGGUCACUGACAUGCUAGAUAUUUUGCGCACUUGUAUUUGACUGUGCCAGAGAAACAACCCCCUGAUUGGACCCCAAUGAAGCAGAGAGUGUGGUUUCAGUUUCCUCCCUUUUUUGAUAGUAACUGUAGAAACUAAAUCAAGUUCUACAGUUUUACUGAAAUUGGUAGAAGGGGGUGUGUACACUUAUAAAUGGUCUUGAAGAAGCAACCUUGAAGAUUACUCUCUUUCUUGUGAAAACACUUGGCAAUGCAAUCCUAUGCAUGAUGCUUUGUCUCACACAAAACGACCUGCAGAGAGAGGUGUAUCAAUUUGUAGCAGAUGUUUCCUGUGAAAUAGUGAGGAGGAAAGUAGCGCAUAUAUCUUUUGCGCUACUUUAUUUUGUAGUCUAGCUUCUCUAUUAGCGUAAAUAUUGCUUACUUUAACUGCGUUUGUUGGCGAAUGUGUAAUUUCUGCAGCACUUUCAUCAAAUGUUUAUAGAUGCUUGUUUCAUCAACUGUAAUUAGUGAGUAAUUUCAUUUCAGAGAUAAUAAAGGAAAUCUAUAACAAAAUGGAAGCUUUCUGACUUCCCAUCUGAAACUGAGAA
This is a messenger RNA of Nicotiana attenuata, 4524 nucleotides long. Its product is annotated as pentatricopeptide repeat-containing protein At5g62370. Gene Ontology annotation, molecular function: protein binding. The record is from RefSeq and is a predicted model, not a curated record. NCBI's taxonomy places the organism in Eukaryota, Viridiplantae, Streptophyta, Magnoliopsida, Solanales, Solanaceae. Bases 113 to 3088 code for a protein of 991 amino acids. The transcript has 6 exons.